AUGAGCGGCAGAGGUAAAACUGGCGGUAAGGCGAGAGCGAAGGCCAAGACUCGCUCAUCCAGAGCUGGACUGCAGUUCCCCGUCGGUCGUGUUCACAGACUUCUCCGUAAAGGCAACUAUGCUGAGCGUGUCGGUGCCGGUGCUCCCGUCUAUCUGGCCGCAGUGCUCGAGUAUCUGACCGCUGAGAUCCUGGAGUUGGCCGGAAACGCCGCUCGUGACAACAAGAAGACUCGCAUCAUUCCCCGUCAUCUGCAGCUGGCGGUGCGCAAUGACGAGGAGCUGAACAAACUUCUGGGCGGUGUGACCAUCGCUCAGGGCGGCGUGCUGCCCAACAUCCAGGCUGUGCUGUUGCCCAAGAAGACCGAGAAGCCCGCCAAGACCAAAUAAACCAACACAAGUUCAUUUAUUCACAAAGGCUCUUUUAAGAGCCACCCACU
Messenger RNA from Paramisgurnus dabryanus, 437 nucleotides. RefSeq names its product histone H2A-like. Lineage: Eukaryota; Metazoa; Chordata; Actinopteri; Cypriniformes; Cobitidae. The record is from RefSeq and is a predicted model, not a curated record. Gene Ontology annotation, cellular component: nucleosome. Gene Ontology annotation, molecular function: protein heterodimerization activity; DNA binding; structural constituent of chromatin.